Molecule: messenger RNA, 3438 nt
Organism: Contarinia nasturtii (swede midge)
Lineage: Eukaryota; Metazoa; Arthropoda; Insecta; Diptera; Cecidomyiidae
Product: glycosaminoglycan xylosylkinase homolog
Exons: 6
Coding region: 881-2161 (426 amino acids)
Biological process (GO): protein phosphorylation
Cellular component (GO): Golgi apparatus
Molecular function (GO): phosphotransferase activity, alcohol group as acceptor
Source: RefSeq, a predicted model, not a curated record
UUUUCGUGAUUUACAUUAAAGAUUAGAUAUUCAACAAGUAAUUUUUUUUUUUUUGUAAGAAAAAAACCGAAAAAAUACAAUCUCGUUUGACAAUAUGACAGUGUGUGUGGAUUUUUUCUAUUGACCCGGCUUCACUUGAACUUGACUUGUUAAUGUUCUUCUUUUAAACGAAGGCUCUAUUGAGUAACCAACCUAAAUUUUGCGUCGAAUUGUUUUUUUUUGUUUUGUUUUGAUGCAUAGUGAAUGUGCAACCUAUUUAUACGGAAACCUAUUUUUGACAUUUAUAUGCAAGUGAGAAAAAUCAUUUGAAAGAAGAAAAACCGAAACAACAAAGAAAACAGAAACAAUCUCGAACAGAACAAUAAAAAAAAAUAGAGAAGGGCGAUAAACACGUUCACACUAUAAAUUCUUCCGUGGCAUUGUGAUUUAAUAAUAACUAAGCUCGUAAACGAUACAAAAACAACGCACAAAUAUUGAAAUGGCAUUGUCUCAUUAAAAUGCCAUCGCCAAACCAUAUUGCAGCGAACAUACCGUUGCGAAAGAUUCGAAAUUGUAACAAACUGAAUACAAUUCAAUUAAAACAAAUGAUUUUGACGAAAUUAUAGUAGCGAGCGCAAACAAUAAAAUACAUUCAUUCACUUGAUCUCGCAUCGCAACCGAAUCUGAAUGAAGAAUUAGAAUCGGUGAAACGACAUUUGAAAUUUGCAUUUGAAAAAAAAAAAUACGCGAAAUAAUUUUCAUAUUCAAGAGAAUAAUUGAGAGUAACGCAAAACAAUUAUUUCAGUUGCAAUUCAAUCUUUAAACGUUUCAGUGUAGUGAGUGCAGCACACGAAUGGUGGUGCGGUGAAAUGUUGAGCAGCGACAUCAACGAAUAAACCAGAUGACAAAACAGAAAUUAUGGAUCAUUCUUGGACUAUUGGCCGCAUUGAUUUUGAUCGUGUUUUCGCUGAACUUCUAUUUUGUGUCACAUUUGAAUGCCAACCAGAAUGGUGGCGGUGAAGGUCAUGGAAAAAUGGCCUCAACAAAAGCCGGAUAUUUACAUCAAUUGAAAAAACGUGUUCGCUCAUUAAAACCCAUCUAUCUCAAUCGAAAUCCACAAUACUAUCGCAUUCGUAAUAAAGUUUGGCGUAAUUUUGAGACGAAAACAUAUGAAAAUGUCUCCUUGAUUUGGGACAUCUCUUAUUGGUGGCCAAGCGAAAAUGAUCUAUUUCCGGCGCUCGAUACAACAAUGGGUCAAUUGCUCAAUGCACUACGAAAUGAGGAAAUAAUAUCGGCUCGAAAUGCUCCAAAAGGAACACAGUUGAAGCUGUUGCUAACGCUGUCUGGCAAACAAAAAGUGAUUUUCAAACCAAAAUGGUACGAACGUGGCGAAGUGAUCGAUGGACCAGUUUACUCGGGUAAGGAUCGAUUCAAUGCAGAAAUCAUCGCCUUUUAUUUGGCAGCUAUAUUGGAUAUGCGAUGGACUCCAGUGGCCGUCGGUCGAAAAAUCAAUCUCAAGGAAAUCUACGAGCACAAAGCCGAUAAACUUCUUCGAAGCACCAUGACAGAAAACGAGGAUCAAACGAAGUACUGCUUGUACGGAAAAUGUUUCUAUUGUAAAGAAUCGGAAGAUGUAUGCGGCGACGAUGAGCAUUUACUCGAAGGUGUAGUUUUGUAUUUGGUACCGGGAUCGUUUGAAAGGCAUCGGUCACCAUGGCAACGCACCUAUAAGGAAAAUCAAUUGGCACCGUGGGAAGAAAAUAUGGAUUAUUGCAGUUCAUUAAAAGAGAAAUUAUCUUAUACACGUAUUUUGGAUCUAGUCGAUGUGGCCAUAUUUGACUUUUUAAUACAAAACGGUGAUCGACACCAUUAUGAAACACGAGAAGAUCGUAUCGUUCUCAUUGACAAUGGCAAAGGAUUUGGAAAUCCGAAUGUUGAUCAUAUUGACAUUUUGGCACCGGUUUAUCAGUGCUGUGUACUCCGAAAAUCGACUUGGGAUCGCCUGCUAUUCUUUUCAGGCGGAACAAUGAUCGAACUUUUGGAUCAAUUAUCAAAACGAGAUUUGCUUUAUCCACUCUUAACUGGCGAACAUUACAAAGCCAUUGAGCGACGCUUGUUGAUGGUGUACGCAGCAAUUGAGACAUGUUUUGAUCGCUUUGACAAAGAAACCGUUUUGACGUGAUACAAACUCCUUUUUAAUGACAAAAGAAGAAAGAAGAAAAGACUGCCGCUAUAGUAAUACUAUUUAUAUUAACAGUGCCAAUCAAACAGUCUUAAAUGUGUACAAAUAGUAACUAUUAAUAGGCACCGUUAAUAUAGUACUACUAUAGCGACAGUGUUUUCUCCUCUCUGAACAAAAGACAAUAAUGCCUCUAGAAAAACCUGUUACUUUAUUAGUGAAAAUCCAUAUAUGUAUACAUUUUAAGCCAUUUUAGAUUGUUUAAUUAGGAUUUAAAUGCCAAUUCAAAUGAAAUCAAAUAACCAGAAAAAAACGACUUUAUAACAAAAGAUCUUUUUACACGAAAAAUGUAGAAAAUCCUUAGUUAGUACCAAUUCCGUUUUUUUUAAUAAGACAAACUGCUAAUGUAAGUCUCUUUAUUUCUGAUUGCGAUAAUUGGACGGAAAAUUAAAUAAUCUUUCGCCAUAACAAUACAAACUUGAAAAGAAACGAGAGAUAUUUUUUCUGCUAUAAGUUUAUUUUCAAUUAAAUUUUUGUUCACACCUAAGGAAUUCAAUGGUGGUAACCGUUUUGAGAAAUUAGUUCAAUUUUUUUUAGAUUUUUUGGAUUUAAAGGUUUCAACCUUUCUUUUGGAAUGAUAUUUCGGUCCACUAUAUAUGGAAGAUAUUGCCGCACGGCACCGUAUCGCAAGAUCGAAGUGAGUGUAGACGGGAAAAAUCACAAGUUGCCGUGCGGCAAGAAGAAAGAACUGUGUGUAUGUGUCAACAUUUUUGCCGUCCGCACUCACUUCGAUUGUGAGUUACGGUGUCUUGCGGAAAUAUCUUCCAUAUAUAGUGCACCGGUAUAGUAUAGAUAUCGACACUAUUUAAUGCAAUUUCUAUAUGUUAUGGACACAUUGAUUUUGACCGAUGAACAGAAAAAUGUCACACACAUUUUUGAUUCAUUUUUUAUCAAGUGCUAACGAACACGCCGUCCACCGACCAGAAGAAUCGGAACAAAGAAAAACUAUAGAUAAUAUGGAUCUUAACGUCACAUGUUUCGUCGUGCCAAUUAAUCAAUAUAAACAUUGGUAUUUGGCAAUAUGCCAGACUCGUUGAAGCAAAUGCAAAAUCGACAGUCAAACAGGGUAAACGUCGAAUGACGUCCAAUGGUAGCGUUCACGCGUUCUUGAGAGCAAAUGGCCAUGUAUUUUGAUAUUUGACUCAUUAUCGGGUGGACAAUACAAGGAGAUCACAGAACUUCGCGAGUUCCUGAAUUUAGAAUAUAAGAAGAAGGUGAAU